Molecule: messenger RNA, 3860 nt
Organism: Cottoperca gobio
Lineage: Eukaryota; Metazoa; Chordata; Actinopteri; Perciformes; Bovichtidae
Gene: ccdc136b
Product: coiled-coil domain containing 136b
Exons: 9
Coding region: 92-1492 (466 amino acids)
Biological process (GO): single fertilization; acrosome assembly
Cellular component (GO): acrosomal membrane
Source: RefSeq, a predicted model, not a curated record
ACCUGCAGCCGAGUUGGGCGUGUGGAGCCUCUGACCCUCUCUCGCCCACUCUCUCUUAGUCUCUCCCUCUCUGCUGCAGCUACAGGGGGCUAUGGAUGGACUGCGUUUACCUCCACUCAUCGAGGAAGCUUUGGACUCUACAGAUGACCUGUGCGAUCUGAAAGCAGAGUGCAGCCCCACCAUGGACAACGAGAUAACAGCGAAGAGGAGAGGCGUACUGGAGGAGAACAACGAGAAAGAGGAGAUGGACCAGGAGAGAGCUCAGGAGGAGGAGGGCGAAGAGAAGGAGCUGAAGGGUGAAGAAGGCGAAGGGGAGGAGAAGUGGAAGAAGAAGCAGGAGCCGCUGACAGAGGAGCAGGAGCUGGAGGAGCUGAGGGCCCAGGUGCUGCAGCUGCUGCUGGAGCUGGACGACGCCAGAGAGACAUCCAACAAACACCAGGAGAGCUUCCAUGAGCUGCAAGGUCUGUUGGAGGACGAGCGCCUGUCCUGUGCCCAUCAGGCUGAAGCCUUCUCACGCCAGAUCCAGAAUCUACAAGCUCAGCUGCAUUCUGUGCAGGAGGAGAUGGACAGCCUGGAGGAGGAGAAGGAGAGCGAGCUGGCAGAGGCCCAGGAGGAGCUGCGUGUUGCUCAGGAGGAGGUGCUCCUGCUCCAACAGACGGCAGAGGACGCCGCGGCAGAGAGGGAGAACGACAUCGCCUCACUGCAGGAGGAGCUGUGUCGCCGGCGGGCCGAGCUGCAGCGCCUCAGCGAGGAGACCCAGGAGUACGAGCUGGAGAUCACCACCCUGAGAGCCGAGAUCAGCAUGAAGAGCCAGCGUAGGGAUGCUGAGCGCAGAGAGGGUGAUGUGGACCUGCUGAAGGAGGAGUGCCGCACGCUGAGGGAGGAGUGUCAGACCCUGAAGGAGGACAACAGACGUCUCUCCGAGCGGCUGCAGCUGCUGCAGAGACAGAGGACAUGCUCCAGUGUUUACCUGUCACUGAAAGAGGAAGACGUAGGGGACGACACAGAGGGGAAGGAGAUGGAGACCGGCUCCGAUGAGGUCAUGACGGAGAGUUACAUGACCAUGGCCAAGGCUGGGAACAGUCGCCUGGUGGACGCCUCCAUCCAGAAGAAUAUUUCUUUCGAUGGGAAACCUGUGACAUCAACAAGCUGGAACGGAGGCAUCGGGGAGAUCUUCUCCCUGAGGGAGCAGCUCAAGCAGGCAGAGGAGAAGGCCUCACAAGUUCAGAGAGAGUGUGACGGUCUGAAGACGGAGCUGCAGGAGCUGCAGGUACUGUAUGACAGCAGCCAGAGGGAGAGAGCAGAGCUGGAGGAGGAGCUGCAGCGCUGCAAGGCAGAGCUGGAGAAGCUGUCAGGGGGGGCUCAGAGAUUCAUCCCUACGUCUGAGCACCCUGUUCUCUCCAUCCCCUUCAUAGGAAUGAUUGUAAUAUUGGCUGUGGUCUGGUGCUGGUUGUCGGAGCUGGCGUCCCAGAGGGCAAGGGGAGAGAGGUAGGUUGGAACUCCAUUUUGACAAUCACUGCAGCCACAGCAGUGCUUCUGAUGAUGACUAGCUUGUUGAGAGCUCUCGUCCGAUGUUGAUUGGAUGGGCAACAACUGCACAGGGACAGAUGUCUGCUUCAGACCAGCCCUCGUUCUCUCCUGCCAUGUCUGUAGACUGAACUGGAAUUCUCUAAAUGUGAUAGAGCUGACAGCUGUGUAUGUUGUCGCUAAUGAGAAGGUACUACAUGCACUGAGAGUGAUGCACUCAGUCUCAUUUGAGAUUGAAGAUGAUGAAGAGUUGACCUGCAGAGAGCCCACAUGAGGACUGAUCUCACUCCACUAAAUGUAUGCUAGUGCUGUGUCUCUCCUCCUCUGUCUGUGAAUAUUAUUUUUAUCUCCUUUUAAGCUAACAAUGUGAAGAAAAAAAAAUGAAGGUUUUGAUUAUUAAUGUGCACCAAAUGGUUUUCCAUUUAUUUAACAAUUAUUUAUUUAUUUGUUUGUUUAUAUAUUGUUCAUAGUUGUCUCUGAUAAUAAUGACGAACAUGGAGUCUGGGCAUUUAAUGCACUGAAAACCCUGAAAUGUACAUAUGCCCAUAAAAUAUUAACGGAAAGAGCAGAAUUAUUUUGUGAAUGAGUUGACUGUUAAUAUCUUGUUGCUUCUCUCCAAAUACUGAAUGCAAUACAUUCUACCUAUUGUUAAACUGGAUUAAAUAUCACAAAAUAUCCAUGAAUUAAAGCCAGCCUACCAUUACCAACUAUACAGCCACGGUGUUUCUGCCCCACACAACUUCUGUUAUAAUAUCAAAUUGAUCUCUUUCCAUUGUAAACACUGAAUGAUAUGCUAUUACAAUGAGAAUAAGUACGCUAAGUAAAUCCCUGUUAGUGUAAACCCGGUGUCUUAAGGCUGGCGUCCAACCCCUCGUGGGUGCAGCCAAGUCUUCUUCACAGUGUUGUUCAGUAUGUGCUUUGCUCCAGGCUCAGUCACUUCUUGUCUUGUAUCUGACUCUGAAAUCAAACAACUCCCACCUUCCUCUUUAAUUAUCACUUUAACCAAGACGCCAGAAAGUCUGUGCCGUAUUUCUGAUUCGUCUUACCUGCCCACAGCUCUCUUUGAAAUUCUGAAAACAUACACCCACAACUACAUUGUUACACUUACAAUAUGGUUUGCUGUAGUUUUGUUAUGUGCUAGUUAGGAUAUCUCAGCAACUUUGGGAGCCGAUUGUCGGAGGAUCGAGAUAUAUUAUGUUUUCUAACAUCUUGAUGUGGAGAAAUAAGCUUGUGUUCCUCUCCAGCAGGAUUUAAAUGGGUAGUGUAUUGUUAUUUAGAUUUAUGGUGAUUGCAGGUUGUUCCAGGUACUCGGUGUGAGAACGUUGACUGCCAGCGUUCCCUCGUUUACUGACGACACGCUUUAUGUAACAAACUGAAGAUCUAAUAAACGCCAGUUGACAUCCGGUGUGUCUGAAGUAAAAGAUCAGUGUUAGUUAGUCGUGAAGGCAUUUUAGAAACUGAUAUGGUUCCAAAAUAUGUAAAUAGGAAGGUGUCAGAAAAAGUUUAAGAAUUAAUUACAAAAAAAAAGAUAUAUGUAUCUGUGGAAGGACUCUGAUUAUUGUUUACAUUUGUGAAACGUUUUUUUUGUGAAUAUAUUUUAGAACUGAAAAACGCAUGUCAGAAAACAUAUAGAAGCACAAUAUAUAAUUUAUGUUACUUUAUAUUUUCAUGUAAAUAGUUAUGACAUAUAGUACUAUGGGAGAGAUAUUUCUUAAAUCCAUUUGUACUAGCUUUGUAGAAAGUUUAUUCUAUUUUGGAAAAGCAUUGUAUAUUUGAUAGCCAGACUAUAUGCCGUGUAAAUGUUUAUUUAUGGUGACGUUAUUCAGAACUGCUUUUUCAGGACCUCUUUGUUCAAAGCUGGUGUAGUCAUUGCAUGCAUUUAGAUUGCAUCCAGCCUUAGCUGCUAGAAACAUGACUUGUCAAUUUUAGAAUUUUUAAAACCCUUUCUUAAAAGUGUGUCAUUAAACAGAUCCUUGAUAAGCAAUGCCUGACCAAUGUUAUUUCUGCAUAUGAAAAUUCACCAAGGAAAUGAUGUGCCACUGGACUGCAAAUGUUGUCUCUGUCUAUUUAAAUAAAUGAUCAGUUUGCAGUAUACAUUAGAUAUGCCCAUUGACUGCAAUGGUACACAUAAAUGUUGUCUGAUUCAGGACAUUAUUUUUUAUUAUUUCAUGAAUAUUAACUUCAUUAUAGUUUCACAACCUUCUAUAUUUACACCGUGUUUCUCCGUGUGUUGCUUUACAUAUUGUUGUUUUCAAUAUAGUUGUGGCUAUUUUGUUACCUGGAGGUCUAUUUUGUACUGUAAAUGACUUAAGAAAAUAAAUAUACCCACCCCA